AUGCUGAAGAUCUCGAAACUCUAUGCGACUUCGACACUUCUGUUUGUGGAUUCACUAGGGAAGAAGCCGUUGAGGCAAUUCAUCGCUUCUAAUUCAACAGUUUUUGUCGCAAAAGGUGAUGGUGUGAUCGAUGGUAUGAUUGCCGGCAAAGGAAGCAGAAUACUCGCACUUUACGCCGAAACGUUAGAGAUCGCUCACGCCCUGAUCAAGCACUACAUCGUCACCAAUAAGCUCACUCAAGUCUCCUUUUUCACAAGGGAAGAUGUUUGGGAGUGCAAGCCAAUGUCCUCUCGGCGUGUUCAUCGACGUCACACUAGGACUGUGCCAUCUAGCAUCAAGUGGAACAAGGUCUUCGCAUUGAAUAUGGGAUUCCACAUUGUGUAA
Molecule: messenger RNA, 384 nt
Organism: Strongylus vulgaris
Lineage: Eukaryota; Metazoa; Nematoda; Chromadorea; Rhabditida; Strongylidae
Source: the annotation of a GenBank genome assembly